Molecule: messenger RNA, 332 nt
Organism: Gongylonema pulchrum
Lineage: Eukaryota; Metazoa; Nematoda; Chromadorea; Rhabditida; Gongylonematidae
Source: the annotation of a GenBank genome assembly
CUGAAAAAUAUAAUUAUUCAGGCUUCUGGAGAACCAUCGUUUACGGUUGAGCAGGCGAGUAAAGCGCUUAAAGCUUACAAAGAUCGUAAACUAGCGCGACAGAAAGCACGAGAAGAAGAAGCGUGUUAUGUGGAAUAUAGAAAAGCUGAAAUUUUGACAAAAAUCAGGCCCAAAUAUGCAACGCUUGGUAGUGUUGAUGAGAUGUUUCCGAAGCGACGCAAAGGUUCAAUGGGAUUCGGUGAGCGCAAAGCACAUUAUUUAUCUAUUCGGCCAAAAGCAUGUUAUGCAACUUGGCUGGGCAAGCGUAAAAAUGUCAUUGAAGCAAAGUAAGU